This is a messenger RNA of Vicia faba (fava bean), 2082 nucleotides long. The record is from the annotation of a GenBank genome assembly. NCBI's taxonomy places the organism in Eukaryota, Viridiplantae, Streptophyta, Magnoliopsida, Fabales, Fabaceae.
AUGUCGCAACGCAGAUCGAGUUCUCGAAUCCAAGCAGCUAAGCUGAAAGAAGUCGAAGAGGUGAAGCUACGACGGAGUGUAGAGGUGGUUGAAGAACGAAAGAAAUCGAGCGUGGUUGUGACGGCUAAGGGGAAGUCGAACAAGCGCGUUAAGAAAAGUCACGGCGAGGAAGAGAGCGCGGUUAAAGAAGAGGUUGUGUCUGAUUUGCAGACGAAGAGCAAUGAAGAGGUUGCUUCGGAGAAGCAGAUGAAGAAGAAGUCUGCACUGGAUGCGAAGCGUGAGCUGAUGGAAGUUUGGGAUGAAAAAAUGAAGGUGGAUUCGGAAAAUCCAGCUGAUGCAUCAGCUGAAAAGAGUUAUGCCGCUAAGGUGAAAGAUACGAUUAGAGUGUUUAAUAAACACUAUCUCCAUUUGGUUCAGGAAGAAGAGGAGAGGUGUGUUCAAGCAAGAACCGAAGCCGAGAAGAAGAACAAAUCUCCCAAGAAAUCUCCUGCGAAGAAAUCUACUAAAAACUCUAAAUCAUCUGCUGGAAAGAAAAAUGCUAAGAAAGAUACGUUGCCUACAGAACCAAAGACCCCUGCCAAGCGACCUGAUCUGAAGGCCUUAACCAAGAUGAUGCAAAAUAAUGAGAUACUGUUCCCUGAAAAAAGAAUUGGCGAUAUUCCAGGUGUCGAGGUUGGAUAUCAGUUCUAUUCUCGUGCGGAAAUGGUGGCUAUUGGUUUUCAUAGCCACUGGUUAAAUGGCAUUGACUAUAUGGGCCAGUCUUAUUCCAAAGAGUACAACAGCUACAAUCUCCCAGUUGCUGUGGCCAUUGUUAUUUCUGGAAUGUAUGAAGAUGACCUUGAUAAUGCCGAAGAUGUCAUUUACACUGGUCAAGGUGGCCACAACCUGACUGGUAAUAAGCGUCAAAUGGGAGAUCAGAAAAUGGAGCGGGGUAAUUUGGCACUUAAGAACUCUUCAGAGCAAUGUGUGCCAGUAAGGGUAAUUCGAGGUCACAACUCUCGUGACAGUUAUACUCGUAAAGUUUAUACAUAUGAUGGAUUGUACAAGGUUGUCAAUUAUUGGGCAGAGAAGGGAAUAUCUGGCUUCACAGUCUACAAGUUUCGGCUUAGGAGGGUUGAUGGACAGCCUACUUUAACCACGAAUCAGGUUUAUUUCACAAGUGGACGCGUACCUCAGUCUGUUGCAGAAAUACGAGGGCUGGUAUGUGAGGAUAUCACUGGAGGUCAGGAAGAUGUCCCCAUACCUGCUACAAAUUUGGUUGAUGAUCCCCCUGUUCCACCUACAGGUUUCAAAUAUUUUAAGUCUCUCAAGGUUGCAACAAGUGUUAAGCUUCCUGUGAAUGCCUCUGGGUGCAAAUGCAAAGGCAGUUGUACUGAUCCAAAAACCUGUGAAUGUGCGAAGCGCAAUGGCUCUGAGUUUCCCUAUGUAUCUAAGGAUGGUGGCAGAUUGGUUGAAGCUAAAGAUGUCGUGUUUGAAUGUGGCCCCAAUUGUGGUUGUGGUCCUAGUUGUAUGAAUCGGAUUUCUCAAAAAGGACCUCGAUAUCGUCUGGAGGUUUUUCGCACUGCAAAAAAAGGAUGGGCUGUACGAUCCUGGGAUUUUAUUCCAUCUGGGGCACCCGUGUGUGAGUACACGGGUAUUCUCGGCAGGACUGACGACGUAGACAGUUGUUUAGAAAACAACUAUAUAUUUGAGAUCGAUUGCCUCCAGACUAUUAAAGGUCUUGGGGGAAGGGAGAGGCGGUCGCAAAAUGUACCAUAUGCUGCCAAUCUUUUGGACAAAUAUGAUGACCAAAGUCCCGAUAGUGCACCGGAGUUUUGUAUUGACGCAGGAUCUACUGGAAACAUUGCUAGGUUUAUUAACCAUUGUUGUGAGCCUAAUUUGUUUGUACAAUGUGUUUUGAGCACACACCAUGAUUUGCGUUUGGCUCGAGUGAUGCUGUUUGCUGCUGACAACAUACCCCCUUUACAGGAGCUGACAUAUGACUAUGGCUACGCUCUUGAUAGCGUCUUGGACUCUGAUGGGAAGAUAAAGCAAAUGGCGUGUUACUGUGGAGCUUCAGGCUGCAGAAAGCGAUUAUUCUAA